Messenger RNA from Bicyclus anynana (squinting bush brown), 3167 nucleotides. RefSeq names its product glycogen-binding subunit 76A (gene Gbs-76A). Gene Ontology annotation, cellular component: protein phosphatase type 1 complex. Gene Ontology annotation, biological process: regulation of glycogen biosynthetic process. Bases 410 to 2089 code for a protein of 559 amino acids. The transcript is spliced from 2 exons. The record is from RefSeq and is a predicted model, not a curated record. Gene Ontology annotation, molecular function: glycogen binding; protein phosphatase 1 binding. Lineage: Eukaryota; Metazoa; Arthropoda; Insecta; Lepidoptera; Nymphalidae.
UUUGUACGUAGCAAACGCAGGCCAAACGCCGGGCGAAGUGCUAGCGAUGCCGCGAUCAUUCGUCUCGCGCGCCGGGCACGGGCGGUCGCGUACAUGCAUGCGGUGCAUUUUUUUAAAGCCUACCCGCAAUUCACUGCUAAAUUUAUAAAUAAAAAGUAAUUUAAAAUAUUUGAAAUAAGAACAGUUACAAAACGAAUACGCGAUAUUAUAACACGCACACGCUGAGUGACAGUUUAUUAUCUUGUGUGUGUAUUAAUUAGAAAUUAUACGAUAAUAAAUAUUGAAUUGUUAAGCAAACAUUACGCAAGUGGGACUAAUAAAAUAAAUAAAGUGGUUUAAUGUGGACAUUUAAAUAAAUAAACACGGAUUUUUGGAUGAAAGCAAAUAACCGAGCACGUCAGAAUUGAAAAUGUCGUUGGAACAUCAAUUGCCGGUGUUGAUGAAAAAGACGCAGAUGAGCGGUGACCGCACCGGGCCCCAGUGCGGUUUGACGUCGCUCCUGCCGAUGUCUUGCCGCGGCCGGGCUGCAGCGUUCGCCCGGGACCUACACUCGCGCCUACGGAACCUCGGAGCGACACAAGAGGGCGAAUGCGAGAACAGCUGGCUCACGCGUGAAAAUCCCACGCACCGUCCGAAUAACUCCACACACACACAACGAGAACUCGAUACGUUCUAUGACUUUGAACUCGAAUGCGGAAGUCCGUCCAGUCCCGUCAAUGAAUACGACGCACCGUUCCCAGAGAGACCGACCGAAGAUACAGAUCCGCCUUUCUACGAUGUCAAUUCAGACGUUGAUAACAAAGAGCAGUGUAAAAUAACAUUAAAGCAACCAGAUAAAGGAAAAAAUGGGUUCAAGUUUUCCACAGCAUUUUACACAGAGUCGCCAGUUAAAAUCCAACCGACAGCAAAAGAAAAUGGCCAUGUAGAUAAACCACUAUACUCUCCAAUUACAUUUGAAGGCUGCGCUCGACAAAAUAGCUACGAUGAACUCGAUUGUUUAGUACAGCCCAUUGCAGCUUCGGAUCGGUUAAGUGUUAUUUCACAAAUAAAUUCGACAUUGGAUAGCGACUCGGAAUUCGAAUCAGCAAAAAGUGAUCCCUCCGAUGUUGUUGAUGAUGUCUCACAGAGUGAAAAUACUUUGGAAAAUGAUCUGACAGAGGUUGUAGAAAUUUUGUCAAUUACCGAUAGUGAGAUUAUAAAUGACGAAGAAAUUACAUCAAAUAGUGUGGAAAAACAGAACGAUGAAUGUAGUGAAAAAGUUGUUUUGUGUAAUGGUUUAAGCAAUGGCAUAACAGAAAUAGUUACCAGUGAAGUUCUUGUCGAAAAAGAACAGUCACCCGUGCCUGAAAUCGAUCCAAAAUUGCUCAGUACUGAAACAAAAGUCGAGGACGAGGGAGAAGAUGACCGACCACAGCGAGUUCGCAGAUGUUCGUCGUUGAAAACUGGAAAAACUCCACCUGGAACACCAGGUAGAAAGAAAAUUGUUCGCUUUGCUGAUGUGCUAGGACUCGAUUUGGCUGAUGUGAAAACUUUUAUGGAUGAAAUACCAGUAAUUCCAAAAUCUGCUUACGAUGAUCUCUCCGGUUGUGACGUACAAUGUUCACCACCUACAAGGCCUACCCCUCGUCUCGGUGCUCUCACUCUGGUUCCUCUAUUCCAACUCCCACGUGAUGUUACGGAAAAGCUUGAAAAACAAAACGUAUGCUUAGAAAGUUCGCGGGUCUGUGACGGUGUUCAUGUCACCAUAUGUGGCUCAGUUCGAGUGCGAAAUUUAGACUUUCACAAGACAGUACACAUACGUUACACGAUGAAUCGCUGGAGGACGUACACGGACUUGCAGGCGACGUACGUACAAGGAUCGUGCGACGGAUAUUCAGACCGUUUUCAAUUCGUUUUAUACGCACCGUGUAUUUCGUCGGGUCAGAGGAUGGAAAUUGCGGUGAGAUUCCAAUGCAAAGGGCAGCAAUUCUGGGACAAUAAUAACGGAGCUAACUACUGUUUCGAUUGCUUAGCACUCGGCGCCGUGGCUUCUCCGACUUCUCCCGCCGCCCUGCAUCCUACCGUGGACUGGCAUCCGUCAUUCUACUGAGACAGCAUUGUGUGCGUGGUAGGAGAUGAUUAAAUGUUGCCUGAAGGUGACUGGCGAUCACAAAUGAAAAGUCCGGAGGUCUCACCUCGGCUGUGUCGGCUAGCGGGGUCCGUAGAUGGUCACAUUCCUGUGCCUGAUUCAUCUGCAGCUGCGAUGAGUCCGUUCGCGAGUGAACGUGGAGUCCUAAAUCAUUGAGGCUUGAAUUGUAAAACAUUUUGUGAUAUACAAAUAGAGUAAUCGUAGAAUAAAUAUAUAACGAGUGAUUCUACUCGUUUAGAGUGCCAUUUGCCGUAACGACUUUUUAUGUUUGUCGAAUUUUGUACUAUUGUUAAUUUAUAGUGCAGGUCCUUGCGGACAAUAAAGAAGCAAUAAGAGAUGGUUGAGGAGAUGCGAGGCGCGUGAGCUAGUCCUCUUGUUCCUUUGUAAAUAUAUUGAGAGAUAAAUUCUGAAUGAUAUUAAUAUUUUAAUACAAUUUUUUUAUGAAACUGUGUCGUGUUGUACAACAUUCAUGUCGAACAAUCACCUAGUUAGAAAAGAUUUUAUUCACAUAACUACGAAAUUAGAUAAUGAAAUAUAUCAUAAAUAAUUAAAAUAUGUAAUAUGACAGAAUUAGUCUUUGUUAGGUUUUUAUGAAGUUUUACGAAUUGUUAAAGUAGAUGUCAAGUUUAAUCAUUAUAACCAACAUAAUUAUAUAGUAAAGUGGGAAAUAUGUACUGUUCUAUAAUAUGUUACGAACUUGAUACAAUAUUUUCUAUUUUUAUAUUUACAAUUUCAUGACAAGCUGUUAAAAUACUUCCUACAAUAGAAUUUAUGAUACACGUUGUUUCGGCUUUUGAUAUUCUAUUUUAAACAAAGACUAAUAGAAAUUACGGAAUUAAAUUAUUAUUAUUACUUAUAAGAAAUCAGAAAUAUUUAUUACGAUGGUUUUUAUUUUGUAUGUACCUGAAAUCUUUUAAUGUGGCCAUAUUAAUUAUUACUAUAAUGAAAAUAAUGCGGAAACGGAUUUUAUAUUAUUGUUACUUUUUGACACCUGUUUUAGCAAUGAACCUACGAAUAAAUUAAUGUGCAUAAUAUUAUA